Molecule: messenger RNA, 402 nt
Organism: Fomitopsis serialis
Lineage: Eukaryota; Fungi; Basidiomycota; Agaricomycetes; Polyporales; Fomitopsidaceae
Exons: 3
Coding region: 1-402 (133 amino acids)
Source: RefSeq, a predicted model, not a curated record
AUGAGCGGCGGAGGAUCCGAGUCGGAAUCCGAUCUCACAGAACUAUCGGACGAUGAGGAGGACGUUGUGCCCGAGCCAGAAUCCUCUCCCGCAGAGGAGUCUGAAUACGAAGAAUUCGAAUCUGAUGGCGAGCAGUCUGCGUACGAUUACCUGAACGCGCCACUGCUCGACUACGAGUUCGAGCGCGGAGAAUCCGUCUGGGUGUAUGCAUAUGACGGGUGGUAUUUCGGCAGCGUCAUGAGGCGAGCGGAGACACCUGAAAGACCGAAGGUCAUGCAAUACAGAGUACUCUUCCGCCGAUAUGUGAGGAUACAGAAAGAUUUCGCGCCCAUGGACGGGACGAUCAAACCCGACACACCACGGAUGCGACAAAUGCUGCGUGUAGCGAAGUUCCUGCAGUGA